AUGUAUCUCCCGCGACAGCAAAUAUCGCAACUGUACACAGACCUAAUCCGAACGACCCACCCUUCAUCCUCGCCCGUACUCGUCCUCACUUCCCUCACCGUGGACAGCCUAUGUGCCACACGGAUACUCACAAGCUUGCUGAAACGCGAUUUCAUACCUCACACUAUCAUUCCCGUCUCUGGAUAUGCCGAUCUUCAACGCGCUGGAGCUGAGCUCGUCCUCCCUCUCACGCGACAACGUGGCGGGGAUGGUGGGACAGUGGCUUGCCUUGGCCUUGGAGGGACCGUAGCUCUGGAGGACAUGCUAGGUCUGAGCGGCACGACAGAAGAUGGAGCCAUACAAGGAGAAGCAAUGGACGAGCAUGGGGUGGAGGUUUGGGUCAUCGAUUCGCAUAGGCCUUGGAAUUUGGAGAAUGUCUUCGGCACUCCUACCAUCAUACAACAAGGCGAUGAUGGAGCUGAGGUUGUGCGAAGGCGGGUUGGAGUUCACGAAGGCAAAAUCACCCCUGGCUACAAGUCCGGCCAAGGCGGCAUCAUUGUUUGGGAUGAUGGCGAUCUUGAAGCUGAGUUGACAUCAGAGAAGGAAGCCUACUUUGCCCUGCAGAAUAUGCCAGAAAUCACUGAGGACGACCUAGCUCUCGACGAGGGUGAGCAGGACGACGAGGAUGCUGACCAGGAGGAUGAUGAGCCGUCAAGUGCUGGCCAGAAACGCAAGCGUACCUCAUCUCCUGACGGUUCAGAUGAUGAGCUAGACUCUGAUGAAGAGAAUGAUCGGCCCAGGAGAAGACGACGAAGCAACUCGAGCGAUUCCAUCCCGAUUCCGUCUUCACCAGGCGGUAACCCACUUUCAGCGCAAGUAGAUAUCGGUUCGACACCCCCACCAAUGCCAUCAUCACCACCGAAACAGCGCCAGAAGUCUGCAAAGCAGCUGAGGAAGGAACUGCUCAAGUUGAGACGGAAACACGAAGCAACACUUGACAAGUAUUAUGAUCUUGGAACGAGCAGCGCCGAGUGUGUCAGCAGCAUGAUCUAUUCCCUCGCCUCGGAGUUGGGAAAAGAAGACAACGAGCUUUUGUGGUUAGCCAUUGUCGGUGUCAGCUCAGUUGCUAGCAUGCCGUCUGGCUCUGCAAUCAAGCUAAAUCAAAUACGAGCCCUACUACAAGAGGAAGUUAUACGACUAAAUCCUAUACCAGAAGGCGAACUCCAGCGAUCACAAAGCGCUGAAGCCAUCAUUCCUACGACAGCCAGGAGUCCGACAGACAACAGCAUUCGACUUUCACCAGAGCCACGAUUCUUGUUGAUCCGCCACUGGAGCUUGUACGACUCCAUGCUGCACUCUCCAUACUUAGCCACGCGACUCCACGUCUGGUCAGACUCGGGCAAGAAGCGCAUGCACAAACUGCUUGCCAAGAUGGGCGUCAGUCUGAAUGAAGCUGGCAAAGGGUACCUGCAUAUGGACACUGAACUAAAGAGGACAUUACGGAAACGCAUUCUCAAGUUUGCAGAGCAGUACAAUCUCGAUGGCCUGGUACCUGGUGACAACGGCAGGAACGGUAUGGAGGGAUGGGGGUUCGUACGAUCAUGGGGCUGGCGAGGGACGCUGAGUGCUGAGGACGUCGCCAUUGUCGUUGGCGCCAUACUGGAAGUUGGGACAGACGCUCACCUCUUCCCUGAUCUCAAGCUAGAUUCGCGAUCCUCUUCAGACCCAAACUACAACACCCGUGUACGCAACCUGCCAACACCGCCUCACUCUUCGGACGAUGGCAUGGGAGACGACGCAGCAGCAGACGUACCAGACUACAUCACGCAACGAUUCUUCCGCGCAUACGACUCCUUAGCACCCACGAAAGGCCUGAGCACUCUGCAAAAGAGCAUCUCCUCAGCACAGAACCUCUACAAAGCCAUUCUCCGCGUCGGCUCCGCUCUGAUCAGCAAGAAACAAAUCCGCCACCUCAGCGCCUUCCGCAUGGGCGUGGUAAAAGAAGGCCCCGACGUUCCACUCUUCACCCACCCCGGCGCCCUCGUCCGACUCGCAGCAUGGGUGGGCGAAGCCGUUGCCGUGCUCGACAGCGAGAAAGGCCGCAAAGUUCACAAACGUAAAGACGACGCUCUCGUUCUGGGUGCGUUAGACGAAAGCCGCAGCGUCUACGUCGUCGUCGGUUUAGGAGGCGGGAAUGGCUGGAGCGCGACGGGGAAGAUCCGCUCCAAAGCUGAAAUCAAGGAGCGGGAGGAGAGAAAGAAACGCAAAGCCGCUGAGAAAGCCGCACAGAAAGCCGAGCGUGCCCGGAAGAAGGAAGAACGCAGGAUCCUGAGACGCGAACGAAUGGAAGCUAACGGCCUGCUCGACUCGGACGUCGAAGACGACGACGAAGAAUCCGAAGCCGAGACGGAGAGCGUCUCCUCGCGCUCCUCCAACGAGGACUCGGAUGACUCCGACGACGACGAAGAGACCUCGAAGAAACGCUCGCGGGGUCUGAACCGCUUCGGCCAGGCUUUCCAGGAAGUCGUCGAGGAGACGGGGGCGCGCAUGAGGAUCGAUUCGUUCGAGCACAGUGUUGUGGAGGUGAGGAAGGAGGAUUUGGCGGGUUUCUUGGAGGCGUUGGCGAGGAAGCCUGUGGUUGGGUGA
Messenger RNA from Zasmidium cellare ATCC 36951, 2625 nucleotides. RefSeq lists its product as uncharacterized. Lineage: Eukaryota; Fungi; Ascomycota; Dothideomycetes; Mycosphaerellales; Mycosphaerellaceae. Gene Ontology annotation, biological process: double-strand break repair via break-induced replication; mitotic DNA replication preinitiation complex assembly; DNA replication initiation. The record is from RefSeq and is a predicted model, not a curated record. The transcript has a single exon. Bases 1 to 2625 code for a protein of 874 amino acids. Gene Ontology annotation, molecular function: single-stranded DNA binding; DNA replication origin binding; chromatin binding. Gene Ontology annotation, cellular component: DNA replication preinitiation complex.